AAAAAUCCCAUUCGAUAUAAAAUUUUUGAUUUUUGGGGAUAUUGUUGAAAAGCUUCUUCUGGUCUUGGCAUUUUGAGCAAAAUUCUAAGUGACUAAAAGUCUUUUUCUGAUUGUUAAAAGCUGUAGGAAAAUAGGAAACCUACCAAAUUGAAAUUCACUUUUCUGCAUAACCAAAUCAAUUCUACCAGUGGUUUGUGUGUUUGCUUCAUUGAGAAUGAUCCAAUUUUAGAACAAAGUCUACAUUCGAAAAUACUAUUCCCAGAUAAAUUUGGAAUGAACGUUAUUUGGUUUUGGUCAACUCUGGUAAUGACAACAUGUUUUUGUAUUAUUUCUACUAUGAUUUUUAAGUAUGAUUUCAUAUUAGCAGAAUGUCAAAAAAAGCUAAAGUACGAAAAUAAUAGUGCCGUAUGUAGAAGUAGGAUUGCAACCCCAAUCAAAUAAGCAAUUACAUAGAAUGCCAGUUUACUUAUACGUGUUACAAGCUCACAGAGGAAAGAAGGCUGAUAAAUAACUUAAUCAAUAUGAUGGAGUGUCUGGUAUUUUCAGUAGUCAACGACAUAUUCGCAUCAGUUUUUUGUAAAAUCAAGUAUGAAAUAUUGUGAAAUACGGAAAAAAAAAACUUUAAUUGGAAGCAGUAAAAUGUUUUUGUUUUGACUCAUGUAUCGCAGACAUGAUUUUGAGACUUAUCAAUUCUUUUCAAAACCCAUUUUGUAGAACUGAACAAAUUAUUGUUUUCACAAUGCAUAAAGAUGUACUGUACAGAAGAUAGUAUCAAGAUCGAAUUGGAUGGAAUGAUUGUGUGGUUGGGAAUGGCAUAAUUUGUGCAGACUGUCUCUAAUUCAUAGUUUAGGAAUGUUUUAAAUUCCCUGAAUGCGAUUAUUCAUCAAAUCAAUAUCUCCCUAUCAAUAAAGCUCAAGCAAGCUUUGAGAAAUGUGUGAAUUUUAGUAUAUCAAAAGUAGUAUCAUUGAUGUACAGAAUGUAUUUUCAUAAUUGUCAUUUAACUGUUAUGUAAAUAAUGUUUAGUUAUAUAAAUUAGCUUUGCCUAGCUACGAGAUGUCAAAUAAUGGAAGCGGUUUUGCAUGGUCCUGAAUCAAAUCAAAAACUUUUUGAAGGCAAUAAAAUUCAACAAUCUGCUGCUGAACAAGUUCAACUUCAAGCGUCUGUGACGGAGGCUAGAUCGCAAAUGGUUUCUUUCUCACAGCCUGAGAAUAAAUCUGAGCCUUCAUCUAAAGUUCAUAGUGUAAUCACUGCAAACCCAUCUUUAGCAGAAAACGAACAGGAAGGAAAAGCUUCUCUUAAUCCUGCUGAAGGUGCAAAACGAAGAGAAGUCUUGUCCAGGCGUCCAUCGUACAGGAGAAUUUUAAACGACUUGUCUUCUACUGACGUUAUACAACAGACUGAAAACAUUGAACAACAAAUUGUUAAAGUUGAUAGCGAAAACGCGGGCCUAAAAAUGCCAAUUGUUAGUGAAGUUAAGCCAUCUCAAAAUCUUCUUUCUGAUGAUAAUAGUGCCUUGUUCGAUAACACUGACGAUAAUGAUGCCAAUUCGCCACAGAUGAUCCAUGUACCUGCUGCUGAUAUUAACACAAUUUCAAAUUCAAUUGGAUCUUUACAAAACACAGCUGCGACAUUGCAAAAUACUGUUACAAUACCAGGCAUUCAAGGCUUCACAAUGGCAAAUCAGUCACCAAUGCUUGCUGAUAACAACCAGCCUGGUUCAAUGUGGCUGCCUGGAAGUCACGUUGUUGUACAAACAGUUGGUGGAGGUAUGCAGGCAUUUCAAAUUCAAGAUAAUGCAUCAUCUCCAGGAGCUGGCAUGAUGCAAACAUCUAGAAAUCUCAUGCAAAACAACAUCCAAUCUCCGCAGCAAAUGGCAGAAGAUGCUUCUCGCAAGCGUGAAAUGAGGUUGAUGAAAAAUCGAGACGCUGCAAAGGAAUGUCGCAGGCGAAAGAAAGAAUAUGUAAAAUGUCUGGAGACGAGAGUAGCAGUACUGGAACAUCAGAACAAACAGCUAAUUGAUGAGUUAAAAACACUCAAGGAACUAUAUGUACAUAAGCAAGUGGAUACUGGUUAAAUUUGAUACGACCCUUCUAAAAUUCUAAAAAGCACAAUCAUACUGUUGGGGGUUGGCAAUGUAAUAUAUUGUCAAGUAUUUGCUUAACACAUGGCCAUUGAUGAUAGGAAUAUCCCUAUCUACAUAUUCUAAUAUUCAUUUUGAAUAGUUUUAAAUUGGCACAUAUUUUGGUGUGUAUGUGAUGUAUAACAAAUUCAACCUUUUUUAAGUUUGUACCACACAUUUUCUCAGGUCUUAAUUUUGAUUUCUGGUUGAAAUAGAAUCUCUCUGGUUUGAAUAUAUAAUGAGACUAAAUUUGGUUCAGAAUGGUAACUGAUGUAGUGUCAUCUUUUAUAUUUGGCAAAUGCAGUUGGUAAAGGGAAUUCUAUUUUAAUUGAAUGGAAGAAGAUGUCUAAGGUUUGAUUUGGAUUCUAAACUUCAUGCUCUCAUUCGUUAAGUGCCUGGUUUACCAUUAGGCUUGCUUGAACUGUGCCUUAAAUUUUAAAUGGCUUUAUUGAUUGGUAAUAGGACGUACAGAUUUACCCGUUAAGGUGCGCUGUUUCUGUGGGUUACACUCAAGAAUAAUACUUCCUCAACUCCAGGAUUGAUUUCAGAAUUCAUUUUUGUUUGUUGCUGAAUUUUAUAUCAGCAAGUUUAUCAAUUUCGACUUCAAUUUUUAAAAUGAAGCAGAUGGAAAACAUUUGCACACCUCUAUUUACUGCCUUACUGAUGCAUUUCACCUGCUUUUCAUGCCAGCUAUUUUUUUCUAAUUGGUGUAUGCAUAUAUAAGAGGCACACUGUUAAAUUCAUUUAUUGGAUGACUUGCAUGAAGAGUAUAAUUUGCUAAAAAAAUCUCUAUCAGUUACAUGCCUUGUCUCGAACUUCAAAACCAAAGUUGUCAGCAAAUCAAUUUCAUGACAUGGAAACUUUUUGAGGUCUGUAUUUUAUUAAUGGACUUGGGACAUCCAUAUAUAUAAUAGCAUAUUGACUGCAUUCAUUCACAUGAUACUAAACUUUUUUAAAUUCACUUGCCAAAACUGCUUCUGGUUUAUAUUUAGAGAUGACAAAAAGUAACAAUUUAUGAAGUAUCUGAUUUCAAAAUUAUUCUCCAGAAAGUUAUUGCUUCAGAUAAUAAUAUUCUGCACAAAAUGAGCAACUAAUGCAAGCUGAUCUUUGUUACAGUGCAAUUAACAUUACGCUGAUUGCUGAUGACUUAUUAAUUAACUCCAUUUUCCAAAUUGGUUUUGCCACAUAAAAAUUAUUAUUUGGUUACUUGUAUGAUUCGUUCAUAUUAUUUGUCUGAUCACAAUUUAACGAUUUUUUCAAAGAGCACAGCUCUACAACCUUUAAAAUAUUAGUUAACACAUUCAGUUUAAAAUGAACUAAUUGAACUUUGAUGUGAUUGAAUGGCCUUGCUGGUUUGGUAUCACAAUACAUUUUUACUCCUUCCAAUUGAUUAUCUGCGAUGCAUGUCAGAUUUUACAUGUUAAAUUUUGAGUAUCAAAGUUAGUAUGUAUGUAGUCAAAGACACUUUCCACUAUGUUAAGUUUUAUGUAUAUUUUACAUAUUUUUAUCAUUUUCUGGGGAUUUCAAGUUUAAAGUUAGAACUUAGGUUUAUGCGUCGAAUUCUUUGUUUAGUUUUGUUGUGAAUUGGUUUUAUUUAUAAAUUUUAAUUUCAAUUUUGACUUUUUUUUUCAAAUUUAAUUAUUUUUUCAUGUAAACGGUUCCUGUUGCGUUGAAGCAUUAUUAUAAGCAUUCAGGAAUUAAAUAUAAUCAAUUGAUGCUGUUAAAAAAAUUGUUAAUGUGUUGACUGCAAAUUUAUUUUGAGUAAACUUGUUUUCUUGGUCUAUGAUUAAGUUUUUGGAUUUAUUUGUCUCUGAUCAGUCGCACAAUUCAAGUUGAUCAACUUUAUUUUUUAAAAGUGACAUAUGGAAGUAUUCUAACUCAAAUUUAAGAAUGGAUAUUACUCUGACAUAACACAGUAAACUGUUAAUAAUGCAGCUUUCUGACUACUAGGUGUGAUUAGUUUGUAACUGUUUUAAAAUUGUUUCGUUUAAUGCUUAAAAAUAUCCAUAAAUAUUUUGUUUAUACAAA
Molecule: messenger RNA, 4147 nt
Organism: Styela clava
Lineage: Eukaryota; Metazoa; Chordata; Ascidiacea; Stolidobranchia; Styelidae
Product: cyclic AMP-dependent transcription factor ATF-1-like
Biological process (GO): regulation of transcription by RNA polymerase II
Cellular component (GO): transcription regulator complex; nucleus
Molecular function (GO): DNA-binding transcription factor activity, RNA polymerase II-specific; RNA polymerase II cis-regulatory region sequence-specific DNA binding; protein binding
Source: RefSeq, a predicted model, not a curated record